GGAGCGGAAUGCAGCCACAGGGUGCGGGUCUGGUCCGGUCCACAGCCCUGGAGCCGCUUCCGUUUGCGUGCUGGGAGGGCUCGGCGAGGAGGCUCUGGACCCCCCGCGGGAGGAGAGGGGAUCAAGCGUCUGCCCCGUCGGAGGCACCAUGCCUACUGCCUGGGGAUGAGGCUGAGCUCCGGGACCAGGACUGCAGCCGGUCGGGCUGUGCCGGCACUAUAUGUGCCGUGAUAUAGAUUGCAAUAAAGAUCCUCCCUGGGAGGCGAGGAGGAGUGACUUCCAGGGGGCUGGGCGGAGGUGGAGAGCAGAGAGGCUCUCGCCUAUAAGGAGGUGCCCAGCGCCCGGCUGCUGUUUCCCGGCCGGAGCUCGCAAGGUGAAUCGCAGCGGCAGCAGCCGGGGGAGCCGCCUCGGCUCGGGAGCUGCUGUCGGCGCUUGGAGCGGCUCCUCUGAGAACCGCGGAUGAGAGUCCCUCGGCCGAUCCUGGCCCCACUUCCCCCUUAGCCAGGACUGCCUGCCUGCCUGGAUGCUGAAUGGUGUAAAUGAGAGGAGGAAAAGGGAGCGCACACAAGCUGGGAGGCUCUCGGAGUCCGGGACCGGAGGAGACAGGCGGGCGGCUAGCUUUUUCCUCCGGGGCUGAACAUGGAUUCCGAAGUCCUCGGGGGCUUCACUCUGCUGCUCUUCAGUUUUUGGCAUCUGGGAUUAACUGCACCAAACUAUAACUGUGAUGAUCCAUUGGUAUCUUCCUUACCUUCAACAGCCCUUACAAGUUCCUCUGAGCUCUUCAGUACUCACAGUCCCAGCUUUGCAAAGCUCAACAGGAGAGAUGGAGCUGGUGGCUGGUCCCCGCUGGACUCAAAUGAGCAGCAGUGGCUCCAGGUCGAUCUGGGAGACAGAGUGGAGAUUGUUGCAGUUGCUACGCAGGGCAGGUACGGGAGCUCAGACUGGGUAACCAGCUAUACACUGAUGUUCAGCGACACCGGCCGCAACUGGAAACAGUACAGACAAGACGACACCAUCUGGGUUUUCACAGGGAACAGCAACGCUGACAGUGUGGUUCACCACAAAUUGCUGCACUCCAUGAAAGCCCGCUUCUUGCGCUUCAUCCCUCUUAAGUGGAACGCUGGUGGUCGGAUAGGACUAAGAGUGGAGGUCUUUGGUUGCUCCUAUAAGUCAGAUAUUGCCGACUUCGAUGGCAGAAGUUCACUCCUCUACAGGUUCAAUCAGAAGCUUAUGAGCACAUUCAAAGAUGUGGUCUCUUUGAAGUUCAAGAGCAUGCAGGGGGAUGGUGUCUUAUUCCAUGGAGAAGGACAGCGUGGAGACUACAUUACCUUGGAACUUCAGAAAGGGAAGCUCUCCUUGCACAUCAACCUGGGGGACUCCAACCUGCACUUCAGUAACAGUCACACAUCUGUCACCCUGGGCAGCCUCCUGGAUGACCAGCACUGGCACUCGGUUCUCAUAGAGCGCUUCAACAAGCAAGUAAACUUCACAGUGGACAAGCACACCCAGCAUUUCCGAACGAAGGGAGAUUCAGAUCACUUGGAUAUUGAUUAUGAGCUCAGUUUCGGAGGGAUUCCUGUCCCAGGAAAACCAGGAACCUUUCAGAGGAAAAAUUUCCAUGGAUGCAUUGAGAACCUUUAUUACAAUGGAGUCAAUAUUAUUGACCUAGCAAAAAGGCGCAAACCUCAGAUCUAUACUGUGGGGAAUGUGACAUUUGCUUGCUCAGAACCACAAAUUGUUCCUAUCACCUUUCUCAGCAACAGUCAAAGCUACUUGCUACUACCUGGCACUCCUCAAAUUGAUGGUUUGUCGGUCAGCUUCCAGUUUCGAACAUGGAAUAAAGAUGGUUUACUUCUGUACACUGAAUUGUCUGAAAAUUCAGGACCUCUCUUGAUUUACCUCCGUGGUGGGAGAUUGACACUACUUAUUCAGAAGGAGACAGAGAACCCAGUGGAAAUCACUGAAGGCACCAAUCUCCACGAUGGCCUUUGGCAUUCCGUUAACAUCAAUGCCAGAAGACAUCGCAUUACCCUGACACUGGAUAACAACGCUGCCACUGCUAGCCAUGCAACCACUGCCUCAAGGAUCUACUCUGGGAACAGCUACUAUUUUGGAGGGUGCCCUGACAAUUUCACCGAUUCCCAAUGUUUAAAUCCCAUUACUGAUUUUCAAGGCUGUAUGAGGCUCAUCUUUAUUGAUAACCAGCCCAAGGACCUCAUUUUAGUUCAGCAAGGCUCUUUAGGGAAUUUUAGUGAUUUACACAUUGAUCUGUGUGGCAUCAAAGACAGAUGUUUACCCAACUACUGUGAACAUGGGGGAAAAUGCUCUCAGUCCUGGACCACCUUUUACUGCGAUUGUAAUGAUACAGGCUACAUGGGAGAAACCUGUCAUAAUUCUAUCUAUGAACAAUCUUGUGAGGCUUAUCGACACCAAGGGAAGACAUCAGGUUUCUUCUACAUCGAUUCUGAUGGAAGUGGACCUCUUGGACCACUCCGUGUUUUUUGCAAUAUAACAGAAGAUAAGAUCUGGACUGCAGUGCAGCACAACAGCACAGGGCUAACCAGAGUCCAAAGAGCUGAUAUGGAGAAGCCGUAUACCAUGUUCUUUAAUUACAACAGCAGCGUGGAGCAGCUUGAAGCCGUGAUAAACAGUGCAGAGUACUGCGAACAGGAGGCAGCCUACCACUGCAAAAAGUCACGUCUCCUGAAUACCCCAAAUGGAAUGCCAUUUGUUUGGUGGGUCGGCCGUGCCAAUGAAAAGCAUCUUUACUGGGGAGGAUCUCUUCCAGGCAUUCAACAGUGUGCAUGUGGACUGGAAGAAAGUUGUCUGGAUAUGAGAUAUUUUUGCAACUGUGACGCAGACAGAGAAGAAUGGACAAAUGACACUGGCCUCCUUGCUUUCAAAGACCAUUUGCCUGUAACUCAGAUAGUGAUCACUGACACAAACAGAUCAAAUUCUGAGGCUGCUUGGAAAAUUGGCCCUUUGCGUUGCUAUGGAGACAGGCAGUUCUGGAAUGCUGCUUCUUUCAACACGGAGGCCUCCUACCUGCACUUUCCCACCUUCCAUGCCGAGGUCAGUGCAGACAUCUCCUUCUUCUUCAAAACUACUGCCGCCUCUGGGGUGUUCUUGGAAAACCUUGGGAUUAAAGACUUCAUACGAGUUGAAAUAAGAUCUCCCAAAGAGAUUGCCUUCUCCAUAGAUGUUGGGAAUGGCCCCAGAGAAGCCACCGUGCAGUCUCCUGCACCCCUGAAUGACAACCAGUGGCAUUAUGUCCGAGCAGAGAGGAACCUUAAGCAAACCUCUCUCCAGGUGGACAGCCUGCCCAAGAAGGUCCUGGAGGCACCUGCUGAGGGGCAUUUCCGCUUGCAGCUCAACAGCCAAUUAUUUGUAGGGGGAACAGCUUCCAGACAAAAGGGCUUUUUGGGAUGCAUUCGAUCUCUGGAUUUAAAUGGACAGAAACUUGACCUUGAAGAGAAAGCUAAAAUGACACCUGGUGUUAAACCUGGAUGUCCAGGACAUUGCAGCAGUUACGGUAACCUCUGCCAUAAUGGAGCAAAAUGUGUGGAGAAGUAUAAUGGUUACUCCUGUGAUUGUACCAACUCAGCAUAUGAAGGACCUUUCUGCAAGGACGAGGUUUCUGCAUUAUUUGAAGCUGGCACUUCCGUUACCUAUAUUUUCCAAGACCCUUAUCCUGUCACAAAAAAUGCAAGCACCUCAAGCUCUGCCAUUUAUGUGGAUGCUGUCGUGUCCAAGGAAAAUAUCGCAUUUAGCUUUCUCACAGCACAUACUCCAAGCCUUCUGCUGUACAUCAACACCUACUUUCAUGAAUAUUUGGCUGUGAUUCUCUCCAAAAAUGGGAGUUUACAGGUCCGAUACAAGCUGAGUAAGGAUGGGCUCCUCAUUUUCACCAUUAACUCUGGAAAUUUUGCCAAUCGAGAGCUGCACCAUGUGAAGAUUAACAGAGAAGGCAGAGAGCUUGUUGUUCAGGUUGAUCAAGUUCUCAAACUCAAACACAACUUUUCUGAGAUUGAUUUUAAGGCCAUUAAAUCACUCACCUUGGGCAAGGUCACAGAUAGUUUAUCACUGGACCCUGAAGUAUCAAAGGCAAAUGUCUACGGUUUCACUGGCUGCCUGUCCUCUGUUCAGUACAACCACAUUGCUCCCCUGAAAGCUGCCUUACGCCAUCCCAGUAUUGCUCCCGUGACAGUCAAAGGCUCCUUGACUGAAUCCAGCUGUGCAUCCAUAAUGGAAGCUGACGUGAACACAGUAACCACAAUAUAUUCCUCAUCAGAUCCCUUUGGGAAAACAGAUGAAAGAGAGCCUCUCACCAAUGCAGUCAGAAGUGAUUCAGCUGUGAUUGGAGGUGUAAUAGCAGUCGUGAUAUUCAUCAUCUUUUGCAUCAUUGCCAUCAUGAGCAGAUUUCUCUAUCAGCACAAACAAGCACAUCGAAGUAGCCAAGCAAAGGAGAAGGAAUACCCGGAACACCUUGAGAGCUCUUUUAAAGCUGACAUUGACUUGCAGAACACAGUGAGCGAGUGCAAACGGGAAUAUUUCAUCUGAUGGACAAUGAAAUUUCUUCUUACUUUCACUCUUCUAACCUUCCUUCCUUUAUUCCUUGCUCUCUUUUUGUAAUCUUUUCUUUUUUUUUUGAACCCUCAUUUUUUGCUAACUCCUUUUUCAUUUGGAAAAGACUGCCCUGCACAGCAAACACUGACAACACAGUGCCUCAGUCUGCACAAGACCCUGGCAGUCACAGUUUACUCCUGCAGCUCAAGAGACCUGUUAACUCACCCUACACAAAGUAAGAUCCACAUGCACAUCUGGUUUCUGCUGUGGGUUCCUGGUUGUUUCAAAGUCCCUUCAUUUAUUUCUGUUUUUCUCUGGAGCCAUUUAAUUCACCAUUUUUACACUAGAGCUGAACUAUGUAAAGUAGAGAUAAACUAGCUAAACACACAGCUCUGCAGAUACUGGGACAGGAUAGAGGGAAAGAAUGAGUCCAAACUGCCUGAUUUAUUUUACAGGCUAAUUUACAACAAUCAUAAAGAACUGGCCAAAUUCUCAAACAAUAUGUUUUGAUACAUAUAUCUAUUGAUUUCAGUGAUGUUGCAUUAAUUUAUACCAGUUGAGAAGCUGGUAUGAGGUAAGGAAAAAUAAAACCAUCCUCAUUAAGGUCCUUCCCACAACCUCCUGUCCUUUUACUGUAACUUUUAGGCUUAUUAGUACUUUUUUCAACAAUAUAUGUAUCAACAAUAAAUGUCACUCCCAUGCACUUCUUUCACCUCCAUCUCAUAAGGCUGGCUAUGUAGACCCAACAUACUAUAGCGUAACUCUAGCUGAAGCAUGAAUAGUAGCUCGAAUCUCGAAGGGUUUUAGGAAGCUGCUAGGAUUUAGGUGCUCUAUAUUUGUCUGAAAUGUUAGAAAUGCAGCAUAUAUCUGUUCAUGCCAUAUGGAGGUUUAUCACAUGCUGAGGUUAAAUACCGUUGCCACUGUGGCAAAAAAGUACAUAGACAAGAAAAAAACAAAAAUAUUUUAAUCUUAAACAUGAGUCGCAUUUUCUGCCAGUUCUAAAACAGAAAAUAAAUAAAAUCUAACUACUUAACUUCCCCUCCAAACUACCUGAAAGAUUGAUUGGUAUUUCAUGUUUGUAGAAAUUGGAAUAUCUUCUCCAUAGCUAAAUAAAGAGAGGUCUGAUGUCACAUCUAAAAAGGUUAAUAUUUAAUCAACCCCGUUUACAAGGAAGAACAUUAGGGAAGCAAGUUUAAAAAGAUCCCAAAUACUCUAUGUUGAACUAAUCUAUCUUUUCUCCUGUUUUUCUAAAGUCUUCUGUCCUUUCCUGAUUGGGAACAAUACUGAAGACUCAAAUCCUGCCCAUUUUACUUGUGCUGCUUGUCUUCUGUGUGAAGCUAAAAAUCCCUUCUUUUCAGUCACAAACAUCCUAAGGGA
Messenger RNA from Pezoporus flaviventris, 5943 nucleotides. It is a transcript of the gene CNTNAP5, whose product is annotated as contactin associated protein family member 5. Lineage: Eukaryota; Metazoa; Chordata; Aves; Psittaciformes; Psittacidae. The transcript is spliced from 25 exons. Bases 640 to 4560 code for a protein of 1306 amino acids. The record is from RefSeq and is a predicted model, not a curated record.